Molecule: messenger RNA, 1121 nt
Organism: Paramecium tetraurelia
Lineage: Eukaryota; Ciliophora; Oligohymenophorea; Peniculida; Parameciidae
Exons: 5
Molecular function (GO): RNA binding
Source: RefSeq, a predicted model, not a curated record
AUGAAUUCAAGAGACCCACCCAGUAAAAUUUUGUUACUUAUCAUAACUUACCUACCUCCUUCUUUCCCUCUUACGAAUGAUUACUUGUUUGAGACUUUCAAAUAAUACGGAGAGAUCAAGAAAAUACUCAUUUUUGAGAGAGGAAAAACAAAUAAAGCCUUCAUUGAAUAUUAUGACAUCAAACAUGCAAUCUAAGCUAGAAGAGAUAUGAUGGGUAAAUCAAUUACAAUUUAGGGAGGCAGGCUCCUCAUCCACUUUUCUCGUUUAAAGUAGCUCAAUCUCGAAGUGGUUGAUCAUACGCGUGGCACUCAAUAUUAACCUCAUGAAGUAGAGACAUAAGUUUAACCCGAAAAGCAAGUCUAAAAUCUGCAAAACGCUCCAAUUUUAAUUUAAGAAGAAAUUAAACCACCUAUAAUUGAUUUAACUUAGGUGAUUAAAUUAGAAGCUGUCGAUGUGUCUCAUGCUUCUGAAGAAUCUCCGACUAAAGCGAUUAUGGAAACAUAAUUAAAAUAAUUGGAAAGAAUUUUAGAUGAAGAUUAUGCAAAUGAAGUAGCAAGAUCUAACCUUACUCAAUUUGAUGAAUAACAAUAAGUCAUUAAUUAAUUACUGACUUAAAAACCAUCGAAAUAUUUGAAAGUACAAAACAUUGAUGAGAGAGUGACCGCUAAAAUGUUGUAUAAUAUGUUCAAUAGAUUUGGUCAUUUGAAUGCAUUAUUAUUUUAAAAGAAGGACAAUACUGCAAUCUUACAAUUUACAAAUGUCGAUCAUUCUACUAUUGCUAAAGAACUCCUCAAUAAUAUUAUGUUUUUCAGCAGAGAAAUAAGAAUAUUGUUUCAUUAGGUUGAUAAUCUUGAAGCAUCAAAUCCUAAUGAAGAAUAUUAUGUUGGUAGUUAAACUAAGUUUAAAAUUGUUCCUCUUAGUAAAGUCCUCGUGUUUUCUGGAAUCAACGAUUUGCUUGAUAUUCAAGACAUGGUAAAACUUGGUCGGUAAAAUUCAAGAAAUCAAAUUAGAAUAAAACUGUAUUUAGAUUACUAUGGUGGAUAUCUAUGAGGCAUUGAAGGUAAUUUCAGUUCUUUCAGAAUAUGAGUAUAAGGGAAACAAAAUCAAUCUAACUCUUAAAU